Molecule: messenger RNA, 2244 nt
Organism: Boeremia exigua
Lineage: Eukaryota; Fungi; Ascomycota; Dothideomycetes; Pleosporales; Didymellaceae
Exons: 3
Coding region: 199-1920 (573 amino acids)
Biological process (GO): sulfur amino acid metabolic process
Cellular component (GO): cytoplasm
Molecular function (GO): sulfate adenylyltransferase (ATP) activity; adenylylsulfate kinase activity; ATP binding
Source: RefSeq, a predicted model, not a curated record
AGACUGCACGCUGGGGGUCAACAAGUGGGCAGCACAGGGCUCACAGACCCAAUUGCGAAUCGUUCUACGGUUUGAGAAAGCUUAAAGCGACGAGCCGAACGACCGGCCGUAUUGCUGUGCCGGAAAGCAGUUUAUAAGGCGAGGUGUGGCUGCUGUUGAAGUUUUCCUCCAUAUACCCCCUACACUUUUCACAUCACCAUGGCAAAUACACCUCACGGCGGCGUCCUCAAGGACCUGAUUGCGCGCGACCUGCCCCGCCGCAAGGAGCUCUUCGCUGAGGGCGAGACCCUGCCGGCGAUUGUGCUGACCGAGAGGCAACUGUGCGACUUGGAGCUGAUUCUGAACGGUGGUUUUUCGCCGCUCGAGGGCUUCCUCAACCAGAAGGACUACGAGAGCGUCGUGCAGACGGAGCGCCUGACAGAUGGCAAUGUCUUUGCCAUGCCCAUCACGCUCGACGUGUCGCAGCAGACCAUCGACGAGCUCGGCGUGAAGCCCGGCGCGCGCGUUGCUCUGCGCGACUUCCGCGACGACCGCAACCUGGCCAUCAUCACCGUUGAUGAUGUGUACCAGCCCGACAAGGCGGCCGAGGCACAGAAGGUCUUUGGUGGUGACCCUGAGCACCCCGCCGUCAAGUACCUCAACGAGAGCGUCGAGGCCUUCUACGUCGGCGGCAAGCUCGAGGCCAUCGACCGCCUGGAGCACUACGACUAUGUCGGCCUCCGCUUCACACCCGCUGAGCUGCGCUCGCACUUCGACAAGCUCGGCUGGUCCAAGGUCGUCGCCUUCCAGACACGCAACCCCAUGCACCGUGCUCACCGUGAGCUGACCGUCCGCGCUGCCCGCGCGCGCCAGGCCAACGUGCUGAUCCACCCCGUCGUCGGCCUGACCAAGCCCGGCGACAUCGACCACUUCACCCGCGUCCGUGUCUACCAGGCCCUGCUGCCCCGCUACCCCAACGGCAUGGCCGCCCUGGCCCUGCUGCCCCUCGCCAUGCGCAUGGGCGGCCCUCGCGAGGCCAUCUGGCACGCCGUCAUCCGCAAGAACUUCGGUGCCACCCACUUCAUUGUCGGCCGUGACCACGCCGGGCCCGGCAAGAACUCCAAGGGCGAGGAGUUCUACGGCCCCUACGACGCACAGGAUGCCGUCGAGAAGUACAAGGACGAGCUCGGCAUCGAGGUCGUGCCCUUCCAGAUGAUGACCUACCUGCCCGACACCGACGAGUACAAGCCCAAGGACGAGGUCGCCGCCGGCGUCAAGACGCUCGACAUCUCCGGCACCGAGCUGCGCAAGCGCCUCCGCUCCGGCCAGGAGAUCCCCGAGUGGUUCUCCUACCCCGAGGUCGUCCGCGUGCUGCGCGAAUCUCACCCCCCGCGCUCGCAGCAGGGCUUCACCGUCUUCCUGACCGGCUACCAGAACUCGGGCAAGGACGCCAUCGCCCGCGCCCUCAACGUCACACUCAACCAGCAGGGCGGCCGCGCCGUGUCGCUGCUGCUCGGCGACACCGUCCGCUCCGAGCUGUCGUCGGAGCUCGGCUUCAGCCGCCAGGACCGCGACACAAACAUCGGCCGCAUCGCGUUCGUGGCCUCGGAACUGACCAAGUCCGGCGCCGCCGUCAUCGCCGCGCCCAUCGCGCCCUUCGAGGGCAGCCGCAAGGCCGCCAAGGACCUCGUCGAGAAGCACGGCUCGUUCUUCCUGGUCCACGUCGCCACACCCCUCGAGCACUGCGAAAAGACGGACAAGCGCGGCAUCUACGCCAAGGCGCGUGCCGGCGAGGUCAAGGGCUUCACGGGCGUCGAUGACCCGUACGAGGCCCCCACCAACGCGGAUCUCACUGUCGAUGUGUCCAAGACGAAUGUGCGUACUGCCGUGCACCAGAUUGUGCUGUUGCUCGAGGCGUCGGGGCUGUUGAGUCAGUUGUAGACGGGGAACGGUUAGACGGUUAUGAUAUCAAGACGAAUGAAUGCAUUAGACUGGGCGCAGUCGGACUCUCAAUUGUUUCUUGUAUGCUGGAUGUGAUGUGCUUUCCUUCUACAGGCUAGAUGGGUGGAGCUCUGGUGCAGUUGCACUUGGUGAUAGUUGAUGUCUUGCAGACUAUUAGGUCGCAGAGUGAUCUUAUCUGUAAGGCCAUCUCUGUGGUUAGCAACAAGCAAUCAUCACCAGAGCGAGACAACUCAUCCACGACAGCCCACACAAUUCACCUUCCCACACCUUCCAACACUCACCUCAGUUCUGUUCCCCUUACCU